Argiope bruennichi is the source of this 5279-nucleotide messenger RNA. Its product is annotated as cyclin-dependent kinase 6-like. Gene Ontology annotation, biological process: signal transduction; regulation of G2/M transition of mitotic cell cycle; regulation of gene expression. Lineage: Eukaryota; Metazoa; Arthropoda; Arachnida; Araneae; Araneidae. The transcript is spliced from 9 exons. Gene Ontology annotation, molecular function: ATP binding; cyclin-dependent protein serine/threonine kinase activity; cyclin binding. The coding region runs from base 467 to 1549 and encodes 360 amino acids. Gene Ontology annotation, cellular component: cyclin-dependent protein kinase holoenzyme complex; cytoplasm; nucleus. The record is from RefSeq and is a predicted model, not a curated record.
UCUUCACCGUGACGUGUUUCCGGUUCCGAAAACUUCUGAGCCGGUGCGUGGUAAACUGGCAUUUUCAUUCACAGUCAUUCGAUCGGCAAUUGCAGCGACCAGUCACUACUGCGACUGGUAUUUAAUUCUGUUAUUACUUUUAAAUAGCCAGUCGGGACUGGCCUUUGUGCUUUCGUGUGUGUUAUGUGACAAUAUAUAGAUGUGUCUUUUUAAAAAGUUUAAUAACUAAGUGAAAAAAUCGGCCCCUUUUUUAUUGGAUUUUAUACUUUGGAUUAUCACAUGAAGUGCUUAGGACUUUGAAAUGCUUAAGAAGUGGAAAUGGUUGUGUUAGAAGACAGAAAGUUAGGUUUUAAUUUAUUUGUAAAGGAUUUUAAGAAAAGUUAGUCUAAAUUUCAUGGUCCGUGUUGCAGAGUUCUGCAGGCUAUGAGCCGGUGGUGAAUCAUAGCACCCCGGAACUGCUGGGGCCAUGCCUCGUCCUAAGAAAACUGCUCGCCAAGUGACUCGCUCCGAAAGUAGUUCAAUGCUGGACUUGCGGCAAAAUCCAAGUGGAAUUAUCCAGGACACUGCCGAAAAUUAUGAAGAAGUGUCUCUCAUAGGGACUGGUGCCUAUGGAACUGUGUACAAGGCAAGAGACCUGGCCAAUGAAGGACAAUUCGUGGCCCUUAAAAAAAUUCGGGUACCACUCACUGAGGAAGGAGUGCCGUUAGGCACACUCAGGGAAAUUGCUCUACUCAAGCAUCUUGAAUCUUUCGAGCAUCCGAAUGUUGUGAGGUUGCUGGAUAUCUGCCAUGGUCCUCGACUGGCCGAAGAGCAACAACUCAUUCUGUACCUCGUAUUUGAGCAUGUGGAUCAAGACUUGGCUACUUACCUUGAGAAGUGCCCGAGACCUGGUCUGCCACAAGAGAAAAUUAGGGAAAUAUUUUACCAGAUCCUCAGCAGCAUCGACUUUCUACAUUGCAAUCGUAUUGUACAUAGAGAUUUAAAGCCUCAAAACAUACUCAUCACGAAUACUGGACUUGUAAAAGUAGCUGAUUUUGGAUUAGCCAGGAUAUUUGAAAACCAAGUACCGGUGACGUCUGUGGUGGUGACGCUAUGGUACCGGUCUCCAGAAGUUCUUCUUCAGUCCAGUUAUGCCACUGCGGUGGAUCUGUGGAGUAGUGGUUGUAUAUUUGCAGAGCUUUAUAGGAGAAAACCUUUAUUUCGAGGUCAGUCUGAAGUUGAUCAGUUAAGAAAGAUUUUUGAAAUAAUGGGCUCUCCAGAGGAAUCCCAGUGGCCGGAAGUGUCCAUGCCCUGGGCUUCAUUUAAAAACUACAAAAAGCAACCCUUAGAGGCAUUUGUUCCAGAAAUCACUGCGGAAGGGCUGGACCUUCUACAAAAACUGCUCGUUUUUGAUCCUCUCCAACGAAUCAGUGCCAAGGAUGCAAUGGACCAUAAUUACUUCAAAGAUUUCGAACUGCAGAAACCUCUGUAUAAAGCCAAAAAACGGAAGUCCUCCCGAAUAUCCCUGGGUGCAGAACCGGGCACUAGUGCGAUUGUACCCAAGAAAUGACGAGAGCGCUUCUUUAGGUACAAAUUCUGACUCUCGAAAAGCUUAACUUCUUGAAAUAGCUUGCUUUGGUGCUGAGGGAACCCACUGACCAGCAACAAACAUCGUGCUGAUCAGAAAUCAGGAGAUACUCCAUUGGCGAACAUUCCGUUUUUCGUUUAGAGAAAUUUAAAGUGGUGUGCAUAAAUUAAGGUUGAAAUCUAGUCUAGUGUGCCUCUUCACAAUGCCAAACCGCCAAAGUCGGAAGGAUAAGCUGAUUAACAAGGAAAAUAAUACUGCAAAGCAGUUACAGUUAUGAACUUUACUGAUAAGAAUUGUUUUAUUUAAACUCGCACGCUGAAAUUAAGGUUUCAAAAAUUAUAAAAACAAAGGAAAAAAAAGAGGGGGGGGGGGUUAUAAAAAAGAAAUUUUAAUAUUAAAUUUCAUUUGGAUAGGGAAUGAUUUAGAAAUCGAAUUUUCCAAUGAAAUAGUAUUGAUCAUCCAAAUCAUCAGAACAAUCAUUAACAAAGCAAAUUAUCAAAGCAAUCAUUGCAAAUUAUUAAGAAGUGUAAAAAUUUCCGUUAGAAUGACAAGACUAUACUUAAGUUAAAAUUUGUGAAAUAAGGGCAAAUGACUUCAAAAUGCUGGUGAGCAUGUUUAAUUUAUUAUUUUCGAUUCUGACAAAAUUUGUGAAUAGAUUCGUUUAAUCAAAAUAAAUUAAUUCAAUGAAAAUUGCAAAAGGUUAAAAAUGGCCGUUCAUAGUUCAUUUUAUUUUAUUUUUUAAACUGGAAUGCUUCAUUAGUAUUAAAAAUACUUUUUAAUUAUAAUGCACAAUUUAAUUAAGUUCAUUAAUCAAUGUAUAUUUGUCGAUUAUGUUUAAUUUUCAAUUCUCACCAAAUUAAAUUGCAUCAGGAAAGAACUACUUUGCUUGCUUGUUUCAGUUAUCAUAUUGGCGAUUAACUCAAGGGGUACCCCAAACUAGAUUCCAACCUAGAUUAGAUUGUUUGCACUUUUCAGGAAUUUUAUUUAAUGUAACUGUUGAUGACUAUGUUGAAUGUGUUUCUUUUAAUUGUGUAAACAUAUAGAUGCGUUGUAAUUGUAAUAAGGUUAUGUUUACUUCUCACUUUGAGUGCUUAUUUAGUGAAAUACUGAUCUCUUGUUUGGGGACCAAUUUUUUUUCGUAUAUAGAAGUAUUUUUUAAUAAUAUACCUUAAAUAUCUUGAAAAAACAAACAAAAAAAAACAAUUAAGUUUUAAAAUCUCAGUGUUUUUUAAAUGUUUGUGUCUUUGUUUUUUAAUGAAAAAUAUUUCCAUAUAUCUAUUGGAUUUUAUGAAGGAAAAAAUAUUGUUAUUUUUAAAUUUGAAGCCUUUUUUUUAUCUAUUGUGUUGAUAUAUCUUUAAAUAUUUUAAUAGUUUUUAUUCAUAUGUUGUAAUGCACAAUGGAUAAAUACUGAUGUUAUUUCUAAAAAAAUACGUGUGUUCAUUUGAAUGAAAAUGGUGUUGAAUAUAAUAAGUUACACAAUGAUUAAUACAUUUAUAUACUAUGCAAACUUGCCAAGAAUGAUAAAGAAAUGUGCCAGCAUAUAUCCAAAAAUACAUUUUGUAGUAAUUUUACAGUUCUCUCGGAAUUAAUAUAGGAAGCUUCUUAUUUUUUUUUCCUUAACAUGAUAAAGAGUAAAAUUAAUAUAGGUCCUCAUUGGUGAUAUUUUGAUGACUUUUUUCUUUUGUCUCUUAGCCAAACAUCUUAUUGUUAAUCGAAGCGAAUUCCAGGUUACGAGAUGCGAGAGAAAUGAAAAAAGUCAUCAAUACAAAAUAUCGCCAAUGGGACUCUAUAUUGAAGCUUUAAUAAAGAUGAGUUUUAUUUGAACAAACUUAUCACUUUAAGUUCCUGAAAUAACAUUUACUCCUUUAAGUGCCUGAAACCUUUUUAUACUAACCCCCUGUGCUGUUUCCAAAUAGACAUAUUGAAGUAAUGCAAAAUCAUAUAUGAUUGUAAAUUAUUUUAUUUUUCUAAUAAAUUUUUAAAAUUACAAAAUUUUAGAUGAAAAAUUUUAAUUAUAAUUUUAAUAUACUGAAAUAAAUUAAUAUUUUUUCAACAUCACUUAGCAUUUUCUCUACUUUUCAAUUAUUGUUUUUUUUUAAAGUUACUUUUCGUAAUUAAUGAGAUUUUAAAGAUACAUAAUAAUUACACUUUCCAGUAACACUUAUGAAAUAGGAUGCCUUUAAAGAGAUUUUUCAAAACUUGGUUUGAAAAUAUAUAGUAAUCUUUUUAAAGAAAAGACUGGACUCUUAUGGAGUCUAAAAAAAAUAAUGAAUGCUGUUUGAUUUUUAUGAAUAUAACUCCUCAAAAAGCAAAAAUCACUGCCAAUAACUCAGGGUGUAUACGCGGAAAUAAUAACGGACCUCAAAGUAGUUUUGCUGUGAACAUUAAUAUGUGUUAAACAUAAGGUUUAUUGUUAUUUGAUUAUCAAUACAUAUAGGAAUACUCACCUUCCUCAGUAUCAGUAAAAUAACAAAUAUUUGAAUAUUUUCAACCAUAAAACUGUCUCUAAUGCAUUUUUUUUCUCAAUUGCAUUUUAUUGCAAAUGCUAGAGUUCCAAACUGCAUUUAAACAUGUAUAGUUGAUACUUUUAUCAUAUUAUCUUCAGCUACAUUCUCUAUUCUAUUGAAACAGCUAUGUUGAUUGUACUCUUAUAGUAUCGAAACUAAGAAAUUAAAUUUGUUUAAUUUUGCUAAUAUCUAUUUGCAGUGUUUACUGUAAAAUUUUUAAAAAUAUGUCUGAUUAAUUAAAAAGACAAAACCAUUAGUUCUUUAACUAAAUAGUACUAAUAAUUAUUUUGCGAGUAUAGCAUUUGUUCUAAGUUAAUUGUACUGUCCUGUAUAGCAAGUGUAACUGGUGAUGGAAGCCUACGAAAUUAGCACCCUUGUGUGCUACUUUGUUUGUAGAGUGCAUCACUCAACAUGAUGGCUAGUGUAUAGAAUGUUGGAAAAUAAAUGGACCAAAGAAUGUAGUGUUAACUGAUUCUGAAUUGAUGGAAUAUGUUUAUAUAUUCACACAUAACUUAAUUUUUACGAUUUUCAUUUCUUUUUUUUGAAUUGCAAAUAUCUAGAUAAUGUAUGCAUUUGGCUUCUGUAAUUCUUCUUGUUUGCAAUUCUUAAAUAUAUUAGCAGAAAGGGAGAAAAGAUAUUUUGACUCGGACAUUUUGUAGAAAUUUAUGAACCAAACUUUUAUAUAUAUAUAUAUUUUUUUUUAUAUUUUCAUAUAUCAUCAAUUCCUACAUGAUUUUUAUAUACCCGUGUAAAAUAUAACACACAUGAGGUUGAAAAUAAAAGAUGAGUCAAGCCCGAACGAUAUCGUUCAUGCGAAAAUUUCAAGAACUUCUGUUAUUUGUAUUGAUUUGUAAUUAUCUUUUAUUUAAAUAUGCCAAGUCUCAUAAAUGUCAAAGUAGUGUUAAUACAUUCUUCAGCAUUUAAAAUAUCUGAAUAAAUAUAAAUGUGCACUCAAAAGUAUUUUAUUGAUUCUAACAUAUCAUUGUACUUGGAUACAUUAAGUAUUAUAAAUUAAGUUAUGUGGUGUGUUGAUUGUAAAGUAACUUUAGAUGUUUAUAUAAGAAAUGAAAGCAUUUGGUACUGACAAUCAUAUAAGCUUCUUUUUGCAGGCUUACAAAACUGGUGUAUAUUUUUGUAGUCAAUUAUAUCGAUUAUAUAUUUUUGUGAACAAAGUUUAUAGUUAGAUUAAAUUCAUUAUUACAAUA